GAGCGGGAGCUGGGCCCGGAGCGCAGGGCCGCGGCGCGCUGCUGAGGCGAGUCGGGGCCGCCGAGCGCGGCUGGCCGGGGCCACGGCGGAGGCCGAGAGCUGGGAGCCGAAAGAUUUAGGGCGACGGGACCUGCCAGCAGAAUGCCUUCACCCUCUGAGCACGACCCCGAGGCCACCAGGAUGAGCGCCGCGGCCGGGCUCUGGAGAGCCCCCCCAUCACACUAGCUGGGCCGCGGGGCCUGCCCGCCUGUCUGCCCACCGCGGGCUGCGAUGGUGUGCUAGCCAGCACCAAGCACCGCCACCUCAGGUUUCCGCAGGCUUGGGAUUUGCACGGCAGAGUCACCGUGGAGAGGCCAGGGUACCACAAACUGAUGGAUUUUGACAAGAAAGGAGGGAAAGGGGAGUCGGAGGAGGCUCGGAGGAUGUCCAAGGCUGGUGGCAGCCGGAGCAGCCACGGUGUCCGCGGCUCAGGGGCCAGCUCGGGGGUCCUGAUGGUGGGCCCCAACUUCCGUGUCGGCAAGAAGAUCGGCUGCGGGAACUUCGGGGAGCUCCGCCUGGGGAAGAACCUCUAUACAAACGAAUACGUAGCCAUCAAACUGGAGCCGAUCAAGUCACGCGCCCCACAGCUGCACCUGGAGUACCGCUUCUACAAGCAGCUAAGCACGGCAGAGGGCGUCCCCCAGGUCUACUACUUCGGGCCGUGCGGGAAGUACAACGCUAUGGUACUGGAGUUGCUGGGACCCAGCCUCGAGGACCUGUUUGACCUCUGUGACCGCACCUUCACGCUCAAGACUGUCCUCAUGAUCGCCAUCCAGCUGAUUACACGCAUGGAGUAUGUGCAUACCAAAAGCCUCAUCUACCGGGACGUGAAGCCAGAGAACUUCCUGGUGGGGCGGCCGGGCACCAAGCGGCAGCACACCAUCCACAUCAUCGACUUCGGGCUGGCCAAGGAGUACAUUGACCCCGAGACCAAGAAGCACAUCCCGUAUCGCGAGCACAAGAGCCUGACCGGGACUGCCCGCUACAUGAGCAUCAACACCCACCUGGGCAAGGAGCAGAGCCGCCGCGAUGACCUGGAGGCCCUGGGCCACAUGUUUAUGUACUUCCUGCGUGGCAGCCUCCCCUGGCAAGGGCUCAAGGCGGACACGCUCAAGGAGCGCUACCAGAAGAUUGGCGACACCAAGCGGGCCACGCCCAUCGAGGCGCUCUGCGAGAACUUUCCGGAGGAGAUGGCCACGUACCUGCGCUACGUGCGGAGGCUGGACUUUUUUGAGAAGCCUGACUACGAGUACCUGCGCAAGCUCUUUUCCGACCUCUUUGACCGCAGCGGCUUUGUCUUCGACUACGAGUACGACUGGGCCGGGAAGCCCCUGCCCACGCCCAUCGGCACGGUGCACCCUGACUUGCCCGCACAGCCCCAGCUCCGUGACAAGGCCCCACCGCACCCCAAGCACCAGGCCCUGAACUCCACCAACGGGGAGCUGAAUGCAGACGACCCCACGGCCGGCCACUCCAACGCGCCCAUCACGGCGCCUGCGGAGGUGGAGGUGGCCGAUGACACCAAGUGCUGCUGCUUCUUUAAGAGGAGGAAGAGGAAAUCGCUGCAGCGACACAAAUGAGCCCACUGGGUGCAGACCUGCCGUUGAGCCCCUCGGGCAUGAACUGGCGAUAGGCCACAGCCGCCCAGGCAGACCUGCCACCGCCGGAUGCAGAACGUGGGCUGCUGGGCACGAUGCCACGACCCCACUCCACGUGGGGCUCUCCUUCACGUAAGACUUUGGCCGAGAUUUCUACACCUGUGUCUAGUCCUCCCCUCCGAGAGCAUUAACUAUUUAAACACAGAAACUCAGCAGAGGCCGCCUGCUGCCCGUCUGUGGCAGGAGCGGGGCAGGCUCUGCCGCAGUAUCAUAAAGUCCAGCUCAUCUCCCUCCAUCCAAAGGCCGUUUUCUCAGGGGGGGCAGAGCUGGGCGCUGCUGCUCAUGGGCCCGGCCGGGGCGCCGCCGGGUGGUGCUUACCAGGGCCUGUGCGUAGGGAUGAGGCCCCCGGGCCCCCCAAACCAAAGGGGCAGGCAGGGGUGGGAACGUGGCCACCCCAACCAAAAUGCUGCACCAAAGCUCAGCAGCCCCACUCAGCCUCGCCCGGCCCUGUGUGUGGCCGGCUCCUGCCAGGCAGGUGGCUGUGAUGCACCUGAUUCCAGAGGCUAGGUCCCAGCACCAGACCUGUGGGGACAUCCUCCCUGGUGUGGCCGUCUGGGCUCCUCCCACGUCCGGUGCAGCUGGUGACAAAACCGCCUUAAAGUCCCCGGCGCGGCCUCGGGGGCGUUUGCAGGGCCCAGGGCGGCCGCAGCUGCCGGGCAGGCAGGCAGGCGGGCGGCAGUCGUGCGAGUCUAGUUCUUGCUUUACAACGUGUACAGAAAUGGCAUUUACGUUUCUCUGAUGCUUCCUUGAAGCCAUAGGACUUAGGGGCUUUUUUAAAAAAAUUAAAGAAAAAUGAAACCAAUCUCAAGUGUGGUGUCUCUUCCAGGGGCUCAGAGGCAGGCAGCUGCCCCAGAGACCGACUCCCUUCUGGUCUGGGUGGAGGGCAGUGGGGCUAGGGGACCAGGGUAAGCCCCUACUGGAGGGACUACAGGAACAUCAGGGCAUGAGAAACAGAAAACAGCGAUAGAACUAAAAUAAAUUUAUGAGCUCAGCCUGUGGUGUUUUCUUUUGGCUUAUUAACCUGAUCAAGAUGACCAGAACCCACAGACACAUGCAAACUAAAAAAUAACCCAAACCCACUGCCGUCGAGUUGACUCUGACUCAUAGUGACUGUAUAGGACAGAGUAGAGCUGCUUCACAGGGUUUCCAAGGCUGUAAUUUUUACAGAAGCAGACUGCUCAUCUUCCUCCUGUGGAGUUGCUGGUGGGUUCGAGCUGCCGGUCUUUUGGUUCGCAUUUAACCACUGCGCCCCCAGGGCACCUAAACAGUAAUCUAGAUCUAUGCAGACAUGCUUGAAACCCUAAGCGGAAGGUCUUGGUUUCAAGGAGAAAUGCCAGCCACCCACAGAGGGCUCUGCUAGAGGCUAUACCUCCAGCCAGCCCUGCCACUGCACCCCCACGGCUCACCCCACUGAUAGAGCAGACUGGAGCCAUCAUCUCCACCACGGACACCAGACCCAAAAACGUCUCGCAGGGAUUCCAUGCAGCGACGACAUUGGCAGCGACCUAGUCCAUCCCCUAAAGCAGCACAGAACCACCAUAAGGGUAAACCAGGUCUACACUAAAGCCACGCCCAAACCUCCAAAGGAAGGAAGAGAAAAACUCCUCAGUCCCAGGGCAUGGCCACACCACCAGGCAGUCCACGUCUACCUAAGUGUGAAAAAAGCUAAGGCCAGUCCAGGCCAACAAGUGCAUGACCUACGGUUUCCAGGGGUGCCUUUGAGACACAGCAUUUCUGGGGGAGAAUGUAAAAGUAGACAUAAGGGUGAGGCACCAUCUGGCAAUUUUGUUGUUGAAGGGGAAAAGAGAGAACCAUGAAAUGGGGACAGACACCACCACCUUCUCAUCGCCAAGAUAGAAAAAAACAUCCACCAGAAAAUCUGAACUUCCCUGCAAUGACAGGUGGCAUUAAACUAGAAAUUUGUGAAACACCCCAAUGCAAAAAACAUGAACAAAAUAAAUGGAUUCGUACAAAGAAAAUCUCACACCCCACAAAGGAGCCCUGGAAGAACCCACAGAAGCAGAAGAAGAGAAGUCAACACCUAAACAGAGGUUUGAUGCACUCUACCAACGAGCCAAAUACUCUACCAAAGACUAGAAAACGUUUGAAGAUACAAGAAAAAAUCACAAGUUGAAAAUUAAAAAGCUAAGAGCAGAAAUGGACACAAUCAGGAAAACAGCUGAUUGAAUUCAGGAAAGAAAUGAAAAAAGAUGGAGAAAUUCAAAAUAAAUUGCAAGGUGCCUAAGAUUCAAAAGUGGAAAUUUUAAGAAAGGGCGUCAAAGGCAGAAAAACGAGAAUGGAGAGAGAACAAGAAGUAAAAAGGGUCAGAAAGAGCAUUGAGGAAAUGGAAGACAGGUGAAGAGGGAAAAGUAUUCUCAUUAAUAUUGGGAGAAGUGAAGCAGAACUAGUAUUUAAAAUUAUCACCCGAGAACCUUCCAGGAAUAGAGACCUGAAUACCCACAUUGAAAGGGCCCACUGGGCACCAAGGAAAACGAAAUCAGAAUAAUCAGCUACAAGACCCUUCCUAGUAAGCCUGUGGUAAAACCCUCAGGGCCCGCAGGCAAAAAGAUAAUUUACAAAGGCGAAGAAGCACGACUGGCCUCUGACUCUUCGAAGCCAAUAUGCAAAGGAAGGUUCAGUAAAAGAAAACGUGAGCUGAGGGCUCUGUUCAGCCAGGCGGUCCUUCAAGAAUCAAGGCUACAGAAAAUCUAUUUUCAACAUAAAAACUUGGGAAAACACUACAGCCGUCAGCCCUUCCUGAGCAGCUUUCUAAAAGAUGUGCUUCAUCCAACCAGGAGAGGGAAACACCAGCAAGAUGACGGAGGGUGAGCAGCUAAAAUCUAUAAGACAGUGAGGAUGAGGGUGGGAGACUGAGGGACCAGUGUUUUAUGUUGUGACAAAGUAGGAGUAACACAACUGUAAAAGGGAGAAGGGAAUCAAACAGAAUGAGCCCGCUGGUUGCUUUGUAGGCACGGGUUGAAGUUACGGAAAACCAGUACUGUUGGCCUAAGUGUGGAUGAGCAGCUUCACGCUGUGGUCCGUCUACACGGUGAAGGACACACAGCUGUGCAAAGCAGCACACGCUGAACUGCUAUGGCAUGAUUUCUCACUUUUCCAUUAUAAAGUGAGAAAAGCAAGGUGCAAAAUAUCUACAGUACACUACUCUUCGUGGAAGAAAGGGGAAACAAAUGAGACUGGUUACCUGUGGAGGGUGGGGGCAGGGCAGGAAGAGCAGGGGAGUAGGGACACGGUAAUGCAGGGAGUAGAGAGUAUAACACUUCUCUGAGAACAUGACUCCUGGGAAAGUUCCCCAUAACCAAAAAUACGUUAAGGUCAAUCAACCCCUACCUCACACCGUGUACAAAAAUUCACUCAAAAUGGAUUAACAACCAAAUAUAAGACCUAAAACCAUACAAGUCUUAAAAUAUAGGGGCACAUCUUCAGGACCUUGCAUUUGGCAUUGGAUUCUCAUGCCACCAAAAGCAUAAGCAACAAAAGACAAAAUAAUUGGACUCCAUCAAAAUAAGUUUUGUGCAUCAAAGGACAUUUAUUUUUAAAGUGAGAAGAUAACCUACAAAAUGGGAGAAAAUGUCUGGGAGUCAUCUGAUAAGAAUUUAAUAUCCAGAAUAUAUGAUGAGCUCUUAACAUUCAACAAAAAGACAACCCAAUCAAAAAGUGGACAAAGGACUUGCAUAGACAUUUUCUCCAAAGAAGAUAAAUGGCCAACAGGCACAUAGAAAGAUGGUCGACAUCAUCGGUCAUUAGGGAAAUGCAAGUCAAAACCACAAUGACUUACUACUACUUCACACACACUGUUGUUCUUAGGUGCUGUCGAGUCAGUUCCGACUCAUAGCGACCCUGUGCACAACAGAACGAAACACUGCCCGGUCCUGCACCAUCCUCACAGUCAUUGUUAUGCUUGUCAUUGUUGCAGCCACCGUGUCAGUCCACCUCAUUGAGGGUCUUCCUCUUUUCCGCUGACCCUGUACUCUGCCAAGCAUGAUGUCCUUCUCCAGGGACUGAUCCCUCCUGACGACAUGUCCAAAGUAUGUAAGAUGCAGUCUUGCCAUCCUUGCUUCUAAGGAGCAUUCUGGCCGCACUUCUUCCAAGACAGAUUUGUUCGUUCUUUUGGCAGUCCAUGGUAUAUUCAAUAUUCUUCACCAACACCACAAUUCAAAGGCGUCAGCUCUUUUUCGGUCUUCCUUAUUCAUUGUCCAGCUUUCACAUGCAUAUGAUGCGAUUGAAAAUACCAUGGCUUGGGUCAGGCGCACCUUAAGUCUUCAGGGUGACACCUUUGCUCUUCAAUGCUUUAAAGAGGUCCUUUGCAGCAGAUUUACCCAAUGCAAUGCAUCUUUUGAUUUCUUGACUGCUGCUUCCACGGCUGUUGAUUGUGGAUCCAAGUAAAAUGAAAUCCUUGACAACUUCAGUCUUUUCUCUGUUUAUCAUGAUAUUGCUCAUUGGUCCAGUUGUGAGGGUUUUUGUUUUCUUUAUGUUGAGGUGCAAUCCAUACUGAAGGCUGUGGUCUUUGAUCUUCAUCAGUAAGUGCUUCAAGUCCUCUUCACUUUCAGCAAGCAAGGUUGUGUCAUCUGCAUAACGCAGGUUGUUAAUGAGUCUUCCUCCAAUCCUGAUGCCCGGUUCUUAUUCAUAUAGUCCAGCUUCUCGGAUUAUUUCCUCAGCGUACAGAUUGAACAGGUAUGGUGAAAGAAUACAACCCUGACACACACCUUUCCUGACUUUAAACCAAUCAGUAUCCCCUUGUUCUGUCCGAACAACUGCCUCCUGAUCUAUGUAAAGGUUCCUCAUGAGCACAAUUAAGUGUUCCAGAAUUCCCAUUCUUCGCAAUGUUAUCCAUAAUUUGUUAUGAUCCACACAGUCGAAUACCUUUGCACAGUCAAUAAAACACAGGUAAACAUCCUUCCGGUAUUCUCUGCUUUCAGCCAGGAUCCAUCUGACAUCAGCAACAAUAUCCCUGGUUCCACGUCCUCUUCUGAAACCAGCCUGAAUUUCUGGCAGUUCCCUGUCGAUAUAUUGCUGCAGCCAUUUUUGAAUGAUCUUCAGCAAGCUUUUGUGUGUGUGUGUGAUAUUAAUGAUAUUCUAUAAUUUCCGCAUUCGGUUGGAUCACUUUCUUGGGAAUAGGCAUAAAUAUGGAUCUCUUCCAGCCAGUUGGCCAGGACGCUGUCUUCCAUAUUUCUUGGCAUAGAUGAGUGAGCACCUCCAGCGCUGCAUCUGUUUGGUGAAACAUCUCAAUUGAUAUUCCAUCAAUUCCUGGAGCCUUGUUUUUUGCCAAUGCCUUCAGAGCAGCUUGGACUUCUUCCUUCAGUACCAUCGGUUCCUGAUCAUAUGCCACCUCUUGAAAUGGUUGAAUAUCGACUAAUUCUUUUUGGUGUAAUGACUCUGUGUAUUCCUUCCAUCUUCUUUUGAUGCUUCCUGCAUCAUUUAAUAUUUUCCCCAUGGAAUCCUUCACUAUUGCAACUUGAGGCUUGAAUUUUUUUCUUCGGUUCUUUCAGCUUGAGAAACGCCGAGCAUGUUCUUCCCUUUUUGUUUUUCUAUCUCCAGCUCUUUGCGCAUGUCAUUAUAACACUUUACUUUGUCUUCUCGAGAGGCCCUUUGAAAUUUUCUGUUCAGUUCUUUUACUUCAUUGUUUCUUCCUUUUGCUUUAGCUGCUGGACGUUCAUGAGCAAGUUUCAGAGUCUCCUCUGACAUUCACCUCGGUCUUUUCUUUCUUUCCUGUCUUUUCAGUGACCUCUUGCUUUCUUCAUGGAUGAUGUCCUUGCUGUCAUUCCACAACUUGUCUGGUCUUCGGUCACUAGUGUUCAAUGAGUCAAAUCUAUUCUUGAGAUGGUCUCUAAAUUCAGGUGGGAUAUACUCAAGGUCAUGUUUUGGCUCUCGUGGACUUGCUCUGAUUUUCUUCAGUUUCAGGGUGAACUUGCAUAUGAGUAAUGGAUGGUCUGUUCCACAGUCGGCCCCUGGCCUUCUUCUGACUGAUGAUGCUGAGCUUUUCCAUUGUCUCUUUCCACAGAUGUAGUCAAUUUGAUUUCUGUGUGUUCCAUCUGGCGAGGUCCAUGUGUAUAGUCGCCGUUUAUGUUGGUGAAAAAAGGUAUUUGCAAUGAAGAAGUCAUUGGUCUUGCAAAAUUCUAUCAUUUGAUCUCCGGCAUUUUCUGUCACCAAGGCCUUAUUUUCCAACUACUGAUCCUUCUUCUUUGUUUCCAACUUUUGCAUUCCAAUUGCCAGUAAUUAUCAAUGAAUCUUAAUUGCAUGUUCAAUCAAUUUCAGACUGCAGCAGCUGAUAAAAAUCUCUAUUUCUUCAUCUUUGGCCCUAGUGGUUGGUGCGUAAAUUUGAAUAACAGUCGUAUUAACUGGUCUUCCUUGUAGGCAUAUGGAUAUUAUCCUAUCACUGACAGCGUUGUACUUCAGGAUCUUGAAAUGUUCUUUUUGACGAUGAAUGCAAUGCCAUUCCUCUUCGAGUUGUCAUUCCAACCAUAGUAGACUAUAUGAUUGUCCAAUUCAAAAUGGCCAAUACCAGUCCAUUUCAGCUCACUAAUGCCUAGGAUAUUGAUGUUUAUGCGUUCCAUUUCAUUUUUGACGAUUUCCAAUUUCCCUAGAUUCAUACUUUGUACAUUCCAGGUUCCGAUUAUUAAUGGAUGUUUGCAGCUGUUUCUUCACUUUUUGAGUCAUGCCAUACCAGCAAAUGAAGGUCCCGGAAGCUUUACUCCAUUCACGUCAUGAAGGUCGACUCUACUUUGAGGAGGCAGCUCUUCCCGAGUCGUCUUUUGAGUGCCUUCCAACCUGGGGAGCUCAUCUUCUAGCACUAUAUCAGACAGUGUACCACUGUUAUUCACAAGGUCUUCACUGGCUAAUGCUUUUCAGAAGAAGACUUCUGGGUCCUUCUUCCUAUUCUGUCUUAGUCUGGAAGCUCAGCUGAAACCUGUCCUCCAUGGGUGACCCUGCUGGUAUCUGAAUACCGGUGGCAUAGCUUCCAGCAUCACAGCAACAUGCAAGCCCCCACAGUACGACAAACUGACAGACACGUGGGGGUCACACCCAGUAGGAUGGCUAAAAUCAAAAGGACAGAAAAAACAAGUGUUGGUGAGGAUGUGGUGAAAUGUAAAAUGGUUUAGCUGCUGUGGAACAGUCCUGCAGUUCCUAAAAAAAACUAGACACAAAACUACUAUAUGACUCAGCAAAUCCACACCUAGGUAUCUACCCUGAGGAAACAUUCUACACCAAAACCCGCACACAAAUGUUUCCUACAGCGCUGUUCACAAUAACCAAGAUGUGAGAACCUGUGUCCACCACAGAUAAGUGAUGAAGUGUGGUUCGUCCAUACAACGGACUCUCAGCUACAACAAGCACAUACACGCUACAGUGUGACUGAACCUCGGAAACAUGCUGAGUCUAAGGAGUUAGACACUAAAGGACAAACGCUGUGUUACCUCCUUAUAUGAAAUGUCCAAAACAGGCAAAUACAGAGAGACAGGAAGUGGAUCAGCGGUUGCCAGUGGCUGGGGGAGGGGAAAUGGCAAGUUACUGCCUAAGGGUACAGUUUCUCUUCAGGGUGAUGAAAAAAUUUUAAAAAGAAAUAGUAGUGAUGGCCACACAACAUUUGUUCUUAGGUGUUGUCGAGUCGAUUCUGACAGGAUGAAACGCUGCCCACUCCUGUGCCAUUCUGACAAUCAUUGCUAUCUACGUUUGAGCCCAUUGUUGCAGCUACACGAUACAGUGUUGUAAUUAAUGCCAUCGAAUUGUGCACUUAAAAAUGGUAAAAACGCCAAAUUUCGUUAUAAACAUACCUUAACCAGAAUUAAAAAAAAAAAAAUCAAGAUGUGGGGAGUACACAGAGUGGGAUAUACACAGUGACACACACUCAAGAUGUGGGGAGUACACAGAGUGGGACAUACACAGUGACACACACUCAGCUACGGGGAAUGCACAAUCACUGCCCUGAAGGAGUGCGGAAGAAAAGGAACCUAGUAACACAAAGAAAACAAAAAUCCUCACAACUGCACCAGUGAGCAACAUCAGGAUAAACGGAGAAAAGAUUGAAGUUGUCAAGGAUUUCAUUUUCCUUGGAUCCACAAUCAACAGCCACGGAAGCAGCAGUCAGGAAAUCAAAAGACGCAUUGCAUUGGGUAAAUCUGCUGCAAAGGACCUCUUUAAAGAGUUGAAGAGCAAAGAUGUCACCCUGAAGACUAAGGUGCCCCUGACCGAAGCCAUGGUGUUUUCAAUCGCAUCACAUGCAUGUGAAAGCUGGACAAUGAAUAAGGAAGACCGAAGAAUUGAUGCCUUUGAAUUGUCGUGUUAGCAAAGAAUAUUGAAUAUACCACGGACUGGCAAAGGAACGAACAAGUCUCUUGUAGAAGAAGUACAACCAGAAUGCUCCUUAGAAGCAAGGAUGUUGAGACUAUGUCUCACAUACUUUGGACAUGUUGUCAGGAGGCAUCAGUCCCUGGAGAAGGACAUCAUGCUUGGUAAAGUACAGGGUCAGCGAAGAAGAGGAAGACCCUCGACCACAUGGAUUGACACAGUGGCUGCAACAAUGAGCUCAAGCAGAAUGGUUGUGAGAUGGCGCAGGACCGGGCAGGGUUUCGUUCUCUACUCCGUAGGGUCACUGUGAGUCAGAACUGACUGGACGCCACCCAACAGCAACAACAGGCUAAAGGACAAGAGGAGGAGUACAUAAAUACUGCGGAUUUGAUUUUCACAGAAAUAUGAAACCAAGCUAUGUGUGUUCUGGUUCAAAUAGAUCAGUAAAGGUGUGGUACCCACCUCAUAAGCCAGGCUUCUCCCAGUCAGAGAAAGAAAUUAGGAACAAAGACGGGGGAAGGUAAGAAGGAACCCUGUGGUGUUGGUCUGGAAUCAGAGGAUAUCAGUACAAACUGGCUUUUAAUAUAUAAACACGUGUAAACGGUAAAUGCAGAAACUGAGGUGUGUGUGUGCAUGUGUUAGCACACACGCAAGCAUCUCCUAGUUCCAUCCAUGGAGCAGCCUGCGAGCAAUGGCAGCCCAGAGCCCAGAUCAUGGUGUCUAACUACCAUUCACCAAUAAAAAGAACCAGGGCGCCUCAGAAACAUGGUGGAUUCCAGGGCCAGGGCAGGGAAGACAGGAAGAGCUUGGCACAUCUAUAGUGCUAGAACAUAAGCAAGUGCUCAAAAAGGGCCCAGGAGCCAACCUGAAAGAGUUCCUCGUGGCUAAAACUGAGAUAAUGUGAGCAACAACCUAAGCAAUACAGUAUUGGAUUAUAACCUGCAGCAUAAAAUAAACGCUCAUGAGUCUGUACUGAUACAAAUACAUGAAUGAAUAAGUGGGAGAGAGGGGCAGCUCUUCCUUUGAGCAGAAUUCUACUUAAUGACUAGAAGGAAUGAUGGAAAUACAAAAUCACCAGUCGGCAAUCAGGACGGGAUCACUGUCACCGGCCAGGACCAUAGAUGGCUGCCACAGUUAGAAAACUUUGAGGAGAAAGUAUUUGCACAGAUACCUCCGUGCAAGAUGCUGCUUGUGAAUUACAAGAAUAAAACCAGGAACUAGACGGUGAAGAACCUGCUCAGCACCUCCAGGAGUAAGACCGAUUGGACACCGCGUGCCCCCAGAUAUGGCCACUGAGAAGGACACAAUGGUUUUCUUACAAAAAAAAAAAAAAAGGCACAA
Messenger RNA from Loxodonta africana (African savanna elephant), 11342 nucleotides. RefSeq names its product casein kinase 1 gamma 2 (gene CSNK1G2). Gene Ontology annotation, molecular function: ATP binding; protein serine/threonine kinase activity. The coding region runs from base 372 to 1619 and encodes 415 amino acids. The record is from RefSeq and is a predicted model, not a curated record. The transcript has 12 exons. Gene Ontology annotation, cellular component: plasma membrane; nucleus; cytoplasm. NCBI's taxonomy places the organism in Eukaryota, Metazoa, Chordata, Mammalia, Proboscidea, Elephantidae. Gene Ontology annotation, biological process: peptidyl-serine phosphorylation; signal transduction; endocytosis.